Lentinula edodes (shiitake mushroom) is the source of this 2145-nucleotide messenger RNA. RefSeq names its product Metallo-dependent phosphatase-like protein. Gene Ontology annotation, molecular function: DNA endonuclease activity; manganese ion binding; 3'-5'-DNA exonuclease activity. Gene Ontology annotation, biological process: meiotic DNA double-strand break formation; double-strand break repair via nonhomologous end joining; telomere maintenance. The record is from RefSeq and is a predicted model, not a curated record. Gene Ontology annotation, cellular component: Mre11 complex; nucleus. Lineage: Eukaryota; Fungi; Basidiomycota; Agaricomycetes; Agaricales; Omphalotaceae. The coding region runs from base 1 to 2145 and encodes 714 amino acids. The transcript has 11 exons.
AUGCCACCAGCGACUCAAGGAACCGCUCAUCCGCCUGAAGAUACGUUUCGUAUUCUACUUGCAACCGACAAUCAUAUUGGAUAUAAUGAAAGAGACCCGAUACGCGGUCAGGACUCGAUAAACACGUUUGAAGAGAUUUUGCAGCUCGCAAGAAAGCAUAAUGUCGACUUCGUUCUACUUGCUGGAGAUCUUUUCCACGAGAAUAAACCAUCGAGGGAGUCACUUUACAGGACAAUCGCAUUGCUUCGUGAAUACACUAUGGGAGACAAACCUAUCCCAGUUGAGCUGCAAAGUGAUCCAGAUGAAGGAAAGGCCUAUGGAUUCUCGUUUCCUGCAAUCAACUAUGAAGACCCAAACCUAAACGUUGGCAUUCCCGUUUUCUCCAUACAUGGGAAUCACGAUGAUCCUCAAGGCGCUGGAGCAGAAGGCGCCCUUUGUGCCCUGGACGUUCUUUCUGUCUCCGGUUUGCUCAAUUACAUGGGGAAGAUAGAUCUUCCUGUUGUAGAUGUGGAAGCGACAAAUACAGGCAUAGCAGUACGCCCCAUCCUUCUGCGCAAAGGCAAGAGCAAUCUUGGUAUGUAUGGGAUAGGUAAUGUCAAAGAUGCUCGAAUGCAUUUUGAGCUCAGAAGCAACCGAGUAAGAAUGUUCAUGCCAAGAGACAAAGAUAACUGGUUCAAUCUCCUCUUGGUUCACCAAAAUCGGGUAAAACAUGGUCCUCAAGAAUUUGUUCCAGAAGGCAUGUUUGACGAUAGCGUUGAUCUUGUUGUGUGGGGCCACGAACAUGAUUGUCGAAUCAUACCAGAACCAGUAGCAGGGAAAAGCUACUACAUUUCUCAGCCAGGUUCUUCAGUCGCUACCUCCUUAGCCGACGGCGAAGCUAUUCCCAAGCAUGUGGCACUUCUUACGAUACACGACAAAGAAUUUCAAAUUGAACCGCUUCUACUUCGAACGGUACGGCCUUUCGUGAUUGAAGAAGUAGUUCUCAGCGAAGUUGCCGACGAAGAGGGAUUUGACCUCUCUGACCAAAUUGAAAUUUCGAAAUUCUUGAAAGCCAAAGCGAAUGCACUGAUCGAGAAAGCACAAGAUGAGUGGCAGGAGCGUAAUGCCGAAAUUGUCCGGGAAGGCGGCGAGGAACUCAAGCCUAUGCUUCCACUCAUUCGACUGAAAGUAGACACUACUGGCGUAAGCGAAAUGUCCAAUCCUAUCCGCUUUGGUCAAGAGUUUCAAGGACGCAUCGCCAAUCCUCGGGACAUGCUAGUCUUUCAUCGGACAAAGAAAUCUGCGCGUUCGGCAGCUUCCAAAAUUUCUGCUGAUGAGCCGGAGCUCAGCAUCGAUGACCCGGAUUUGAGUGUUUCAGAGAAACUUGCCAAAGUAAGGGUGGCAACACUGGUGAAAGAAUAUCUUUCCGCUCAGGAGCUGCAGCUGUUGGGAGAAAAUGGAAUGUCAGACGCUAUUCAGAUGUUCGUCGAAAAAGAUGACAUUCAUGCGAUUCAAAGUCAUGUUAAUCGGUCGCUCAAAAUGAUGUUGAAGGCAGUUCAAGCCAACGAAGAUCUCCAGGAGGAGGACUUAGAGGAUAAGUUGACCAAUAUCAAAGAGCAGCAAGACAAAGAUUACGUCGCCGGGAAAACCAAGUCGAAUGCGAAAGGCAAAGGCAAGGCUAAAGCGAACGAUUCCGAUGCGCAAUCUGAAGACUCUAUGAUGAUGGAUGUCGACACUAGAGGUGGUGGUUCAGAAUUUGAUGAGCCUGAUUCUGAAGAAGAACCUCCGAAGAAAAAGGCUGCUGUGAAAAAGCCUGUUCCUGCGAAGAAAGCACCUGCCAAGAAGGCUACAAAAGCCCCGGUCAAAAAGACAACUCGAGGAAAGAAGGUUGUCGACUCAGACUCAGACGAAAUCAUUGAAAUUCCAGACGAUGAUGAGGAGGAUGAAGAAGAAGUAGUAGUAACAAAACCUACAAAGAGAACAAAUCGAGCGGCAGUUCUCAGUCAAAGUCAACCUAAAAAGGCCCCGGCGAAGAAAAAGGCUACAGCAGCUCCCAAACAGUCUCAACUCGCGUUCCAGCCGGCCGCAACUGGAAGAUCCUCGAGAGCCGCUGCUUCCAAAGCUCGAGGAAGGAUGGUUGUUGAUGACGACGACGAUAGUGAUUGA